This is a messenger RNA of Lycium barbarum (goji berry), 2598 nucleotides long. Its product is annotated as rop guanine nucleotide exchange factor 12-like. NCBI's taxonomy places the organism in Eukaryota, Viridiplantae, Streptophyta, Magnoliopsida, Solanales, Solanaceae. Gene Ontology annotation, molecular function: guanyl-nucleotide exchange factor activity. The transcript is spliced from 7 exons. The record is from RefSeq and is a predicted model, not a curated record. Bases 289 to 1782 code for a protein of 497 amino acids.
UCCUUCAUUAUAGAAAAACAUGCACCCCACGUUCUCUCAACCAUUCACAAAAACAGAGAACUAACAUCAAAGACUCUUUCAUUCUCUAUCAACAACAACAAAGAAAGCUUCGUCUCUUUUUCUCUUCCUAGCAACGCCUGUUGAACCCCUUUUCCUUCUCUUAAAAAAAAAGUUUCCAUUUUGUUCAUCCAUCUCCAUAUCAUAUCAUAUCAUAUUUUUUGUUUUAUGGUCUCAUACUCCGUCACAUAAGACACAUAAUAUUAUUUUUGCUUGAAUCAGAAAAAAAAUAUGGUUCGAGCAGUAGAGGAAGAGAAAUUAGAGAUUCAGUCUUCUGAAUCUCAAAAAAUUAAUGGGUGGAAACUUACCCGUAAAGAGACCAUCAAGGCACGUAAUAAAGCCGACGAUUCUGCCUCUGCUCCCAUCAACCAGAACAAUAACCCGCAUUCAGAUAUGGAGCUGAUGAAGGAAAAAUUUGCCAAGUUACUCCUUGGCGAGGAUAUGUCUGGCGGAGGAAAGGGUGUUUCAUCAGCAUUGGCGUUGUCAAAUGCAAUCACAAACCUUGCAGCCUCGGCGUUUGGGGAACAGAAGAGACUAGAGCCCAUGCAACCAGAAACAAAAGCCAAGUGGAGAAAAGAAAUUGAUUGGCUUUUAUCUGUUACAGAUCAUAUUGUUGAAUUUGUUGCUUCUAAACAAAAAUCAAAAGACGGAACAAACAUGGAUAUUAUGGUGACGAAGCAGAGAACCGAUCUUCAAAUGAACAUUCCAGCAUUACGCAAACUUGAUGCAAUGCUUUUGGAUUGUUUAGAUAGUUUUAAAGACCAAAGUGAAAUCUCUUAUACAUCCAAGGACGAUGAAGGAAAAAACAGCAGGAAAGAUGAUAAAUGGUGGAUACCUACCCCUAAGGUUCCUCCUAAUGGCUUGUCCGAUGCUACAAGGAAAUGGCUGCAAUUUCAGAAAGAUUCAGUAAACCAAGUUCAUAAAGCAGCCUUGGCUAUAAAUGCUCAAGUGCUUACAGAGAUGGAGGUUCCUGAAAAUUAUAUCGAAAACCUUCCAAAGAAUGGGAGAGCGAGUCUUGGUGACUCGAUAUACAGGAGCAUCACGGAUGAAUACUUUGAUCCGGACUACUUCCUUUCGACUAUGGACUUGUCUUCAGAACAUAAAAUUCUAGAUCUCAAAAACAGGAUUGAGGCGUCCGUAAUUAUUUGGAGAAGAAAGAUGACUGCAAAAGAUGGGAAGUCAGCCUGGAGUUCAGCCGUUAGUAUGGAGAAAAGAGAAUUAUUUGAAGACAGAGCAGAAACUAUCUUGCUUAUCCUUAAGCAUCGGUUCCCUGGAAUUCCUCAGUCAUCACUAGAUAUAAGCAAAAUCCAGUACAAUAGAGAUAUCGGGCAAGCUAUUUUAGAAAGCUAUUCGAGAAUAAUUGAAAGCAGGGCAUACACAGUCAUGUCGCGAAUUGAUGAUGUACUACAAGCAGAUGAUCUGGCCCAAAAUCCUUCAAAUGGAGAAGUAAAGAGGUUCCCUAUAGAAGACUCGUUAGGAGUAUCAGAUAAUGAUAAAGAAGAAGUAGAGAAGCUUAACUCUGGAGAGAUUCCUAAUUCAAUGACACUGCUGGAUUUCAUGGGUUGGGGAGAAGGAGAAGAUGACACGGAGAAAGAUGUGAAGGAGGACCGAUCCAAAGAAAGUGACGGAAAGCUCCUAAGUAAACCUCCAAAUGUAGUUACAAACAAGAGAGUUUCUUACCUAGAGAAUUUAGCUGGUUCCAGAAGUCCAACAGCACGCCACUAAGUGAGAAUACUGAUCGACUCAUCAGAGGCAAUUAAGGACUGACGGACAGAGUUUCCAUCAGAUUAAUUAAGAAAGCUCGGCGUCAAGUGUACAUAUCGAGAUGAAAUCAUACCAAUCUAGGAUUUCACUAAAGUCAUUCUCUUUUGUAAUUAGGGAUAAGUUAGUAGAGACCUAUUGGCCUGUGGAAGUUCUUGAAAUGGUUUACUCAGUACAAGAUGUCACCUUGUUGUUGAACAACAAUGGGAAUUGCAGACCUUUUACCUUGAAUAACCUCUGGUUUUCAGAUCUAUUAAUAAUAAUACGAUCUGUAGUUCAUAAUUUGAAAUCUAUCUGGUUUACAGUUUACACAAUCAAUAAUUGGUUAAACGUUAAUUCACCAGAAACUUAUCUUAAAUCUUUCUUUCACAUCAACUAAAGAAAGUAUACGUUAGAACAUAUCAGAAAUAUGCUGACAUCCAGAGACAAAUUAAUAUUGCAUCAAUCCCAAUUUACGUGGCACUGACACAAAGUUUUUGUAAUCUAAAACAAACCUUAGAUAUUUGUGUGGCUAUAAAUCAUUUCAUUAAUGAUAAAAGGAGAAUUUUUAAGUUAAGUUGUUUCUAAUUAUACAAAAGUGACAUUAAUUUUUGCUACGGUUAAAAAAGAAAAGAGUGUCACAUAAAUUGUGAAAGAGGGAGUAGUUAAUAUACCAGUAAUUUGAGAAAGCAAUGCUACAAUUCACCAUAAGAUAUAACUUGUAGUAAUUGGAAAGUCUUCAAUUAUACUUACAAAAACUGGGAAAACAUACAUUAAUUACAUAUUGAAGGUUGAGAAUUG